Scomber scombrus (Atlantic mackerel) is the source of this 840-nucleotide messenger RNA. RefSeq names its product tRNA (cytidine(32)/guanosine(34)-2'-O)-methyltransferase-like. The record is from RefSeq and is a predicted model, not a curated record. The coding region runs from base 1 to 840 and encodes 279 amino acids. Gene Ontology annotation, cellular component: cytoplasm. Gene Ontology annotation, biological process: cytoplasmic translation; tRNA methylation. Lineage: Eukaryota; Metazoa; Chordata; Actinopteri; Scombriformes; Scombridae. Gene Ontology annotation, molecular function: tRNA methyltransferase activity. The transcript is spliced from 8 exons.
AUGUUUGGUCUUCGCUGUCUGUCUCCUCUCAGAGGUCGGGAGGAGAGGAGCGAGGGAGGCGAGGGAGGCGAGGAGGUGAAGAUCGUGGCGGUGGACCUGCAGGCCAUGGCUCCUCUGCCGGGAGUCACUCAGAUCCAGGGAGACAUCACCAAGGUGUCGACGGCUCAGGAGAUCAUCCGACACUUUGAGGGUGAGCCGGCCGACCUGGUGGUGUGUGACGGCGCUCCAGACGUAACCGGGCUCCAUGACGUGGAUGAGUACAUCCAGGCUCAGCUCCUAUUGGCUGCGCUGAACAUCACGACGCACCUGCUGAAACCUGGAGGGACGUUUGUGGCCAAAAUCUUCAGAGGGAAAGACGUCACUCUGCUCUACUCUCAGCUCAAGAUCUUCUUCGGUGGUGUGACCUGCGCCAAGCCUCGCAGCAGCAGGAACUCCAGCAUCGAGGCGUUCGUGGUGUGUCAGAACUACCGUCCUCCCGAUGGUUACGUCCCCAACAUGUCCAACCCUCUGCUGGACCAUUGCUACGAUGUGGACUUUAACCAGUUAGAGGGUCUGAACCGCGUCAUCGUUCCUUUCCUGGCGUGUGGCGACCUCAGCGCCUUCGACUCAGACCGGACCUACCCGCUACAGCUGGACGGCGGUCAGCAGUACCAGUACACCCCCCCCACCCAGCCUCCCAUCCGCCCCCCCUACCAGCAGGCCUGCCACCUCCGCAGGAACAACCUGCUGUCCAGAGAGGACGCUGCGCCCCCCCGCCCCCCCCACAGCGGAGAGGAGCCGGCCGAGUCCAGCUGCUCCACACAGGGAGAAUUAAAGGGACAGUCCGCCAGCUCUGUCUGA